Messenger RNA from Aphanomyces invadans, 887 nucleotides. RefSeq lists its product as hypothetical. Lineage: Eukaryota; Oomycota; Saprolegniomycetes; Saprolegniales; Verrucalvaceae. Bases 27 to 851 code for a protein of 274 amino acids. The transcript has 6 exons. The record is from RefSeq and is a predicted model, not a curated record.
GUUACAUCAACAAGCACCCGCCGACGAUGGAAUUGCCACGGCGAGGCCGCUUCCUCGCCAAGGACCCGCCGCAUGCAAACAGCGACAACAUUCGAGGCAUCUUCGGCACGCUGCCAUUAGCUACGAUGCUUGAAGAACUGCCUGUUCACGGACGACAGCACGUCAGGGCGGAAGUUGGCAUUACGACACCGGCGUUGGCGACUCAAGCUAUCGAUCGCCUCGAGAACGCAAUGCGACUCUUGGAAGAUGUGUACGGCUACGUGACCAACGCAGAGAUGCAGGGGCACGCAAGGACAUCCAUGCUCGCCGAGUUGGGCAGUCUCAUCAUCGAGGCCAAGAAGGCUGCCGACUGCACCAUCGCAUUGUUCCACGACACUCUGGCUCAUUUACCAACGCCGCCGAGUCCGCCGCGCGCGUUGCCGCAUAAGGAUGUACCAGAGGCAGUGCCAUCCACUCUCACGUCCUCUCCAUCCAUCAGCUGCCAUCUCGUCGACGACGAAGACGAUUUUGAACCCAACACCACAUCACAAUCCCCGCCCAGGAGAAAGGUGGCAGCUGCCAGCGACCUACCCGACGUGAAACCUCCCAUCACAAAGAACUUACCAAGUCCCAAGCAGCGGCAACUGAAGGCUCCAUCGCCUCCGAAAGCAGCGAUGUCACACGCGCGCCUUGACUCGAAAAACGCCCGACUGUGGAAGGACUUGCAUGCCGAGUUUCAUGCGAAGAAAGCCGAACUCAAGCAAUUACGACGACGGAUUGGAGAUGCCGAGCGACUCACCAAGACUCAAAUCCAUGAUCACACACAAGCUUUACGAGGCCUUGAGCGUCUACAACUCGACCUACCACGGUAAAAAUGUAAAGUAUAUUCACUCCAUUGCCGUUCAAAA